UAACUUUUUUUUUUAAAAAAUGGAUAAAGUUUCAGAAAGAAUUAAAAAUUCAUUAUUCGUACCAGUAGAAAUGAUGGAUAAUACAUUACAAAGCAACGAUUGUUCAGCAUCUUCAAACAGCACAUUAUUCGAAAAUGUACCAUUAGCACCAGUUGACCCAAUUUUAGGUGUAAGUGUUGCAUUCAAAGCAGAUACAGAUCCAAACAAAGUAGAUACAAGUGUUGGAGCUUAUAGAGAUGAAAAUGGUAAACCAUAUGUUUUAAAAAGUGUUUAUGAAGCUGAAAAGCGUUUAUUAGGCGCACCAAAAGAAUAUUUACCAAUCGAUGGUAUUCCAGAAUUCAACAAACUCUCAGCCAAACUUUUAUACGGUGAUGCCAUGAAUGGUAAGGAAAAGAGAAUGGUUACAGUUCAAGCUUUAUCAGGUACUGGUGCUCUUCGUAUUGGUAUCAUUUUCAUUCGUAAAUAUUUACCAGCCGGUACUGUUGUUUAUGUUUCACGUCCAUCAUGGGCCAAUCAUCACAACAUUUGCAAAGAAAGUGGUGUCAAAUCAGCCGAAUACACUUAUUACAAUCCAAAAACAAAGGGUUUAGAUUUCGAAGGUAUGAUUGCCGAUAUGAAAGCCGCUCCAAAUGGUAGUGUUUUCGUUCUUCAUCUUUGUGCCCACAAUCCAACUGGUGUCGACCCAACCCACGAACAAUGGAAUGUUAUUGCCGACGUUAUGAGAGAAAAGAACCAUAUUCCAUUCAUGGAUUGUGCUUAUCAAGGUUAUGCUAGUGGUGAUCUCGACUAUGAUGCUUACAGUGCUCGUCUCUUUUUAAACCGUGGUUUCGAAAUGUUUUCUGCCCAAUCAUACUCUAAAAACUUUGGUCUUUAUGGUGAAAGAGCUGGUGCCCUUACCAUUGUUUCACACCGUGAAGAUGUUAUUCCAAAAAUGCUUUCACAACUUAAAAUGGAUAUUCGUGCCAUGUAUUCCUCACCACCAACCCAUGGUGCUCGUAUUGUUACCACCGUUCUCUCUGAUCCAGAGCUUACUGCUCUUUGGGUCAAAGAACUCAAAGAAAUGUCUGGUCGUAUUAAAGAUGUUCGUCAAAAAGUAGUCGAUGCCCUUGCUCAACUCAAUGUCCCAGGUUCAUGGAAACACAUUACUGACCAAAUCGGUAUGUUCACUUAUACCGGUCUUUCUCCAGCUCAAGUUGAAAUUUUAGUAAAGAAAUAUCACAUUUAUUUAUUAGGUAGUGGCAGAGUAUCAUUAGCAGGUUUAAAUGAUAAUAACAUUAUGUAUUUUGCCAAAGCUGUUGCAGACGCUGUUCAAAAUGCUAAAUAAUUUAGCAUUCUCCCCAAAAAAAAAAACAAAAUCAAUCCCCUAAUAAUAGUUUAGUUUUAUAUAUAAUC
Messenger RNA from Dictyostelium purpureum, 1392 nucleotides. RefSeq names its product aspartate aminotransferase. The record is from RefSeq and is a predicted model, not a curated record. The transcript has a single exon. Lineage: Eukaryota; Evosea; Eumycetozoa; Dictyosteliales; Dictyosteliaceae. Gene Ontology annotation, biological process: amino acid metabolic process; biosynthetic process. Bases 20 to 1324 code for a protein of 434 amino acids. Gene Ontology annotation, molecular function: pyridoxal phosphate binding; transaminase activity.